GCUUCUUUGGCCACGCGCUGAGCGAUGAUCGGUGUGUAUCGAGUCUAUGGGUGUCGACGUGAUGUCACCUCCUCUGAGGAACCUCAAGUGCUUUUCUCCGGUGAUGUGCCAGUGUAAACUUAUAUGUAGCAACCAGACGCUUUCGCUCAUGUUCGGCUGUAAGAAAUAUCGAUAUCAGGAUGAAGAGACUCCACCCCUGGAGCAUAGCCCCGCCCACCUGGCUCACAGUAAAAGCGCUGAGAUGCUUCACAUGAGUGAUAAGAAUCUGGCUGCCAUGGAUUCCUUGCACAGUUAUGCCCCCCCCACACACAUCUCACCAAUAAAGCCAGUGUUGCUGUCCUCUGGUCAAACCCCUAUGUACACCUCUGCAGUCUCCACACUGGGGAACUCUCCACCUGUAGUGGUAAAUACAGAUACACUGGAUGGCUCACCUUAUGUGAAUGGAGCAGAAGGAGAGAUUGAAUAUGAAGAGAUAACAUUGGAAAGGGGUAACUCUGGUCUGGGCUUCAGUAUCGCCGGAGGUACUGAUAAUCCUCAUGUAGGAGAUGAUCCCAGCAUAUUCAUUACCAAGAUCAUUCCAGGAGGAGCUGCAGCACAGGAUGGGAGACUCAGAGUAAAUGAUAGUAUUCUGUUUGUGAACGAUGUCGAUGUCCGGGAAGUGACCCACAGUCAGGCGGUGGAGGCCCUUAAGGAGGCGGGUGCUAUCGUCAGACUUUAUGUAUUACGCAGAAAACCUGUCGCUGAGAAAGUCACUGAAAUGAAGCUCAUCAAAGGGCCAAAAGGGCUAGGUUUUAGUAUAGCGGGUGGUGUCGGUAACCAGCACAUCCCCGGAGACAACAGCAUUUAUGUCACAAAGAUUAUAGAAGGAGGAGCGGCACAUAAGGACGGACGACUACAGAUUGGUGAUAAGAUACUGGCGGUGAAUAAUGUAUGUUUAGAGGAUGUGAUGCAUGAGGAUGCAGUGGGGGCCCUGAAGAACACAGCAGAGGUGGUCUACCUCAGAGUGGCAAAGCCAAGUAACCUGUACCUUACCAACAACUACAACCCACCAGACCUCACAAGCACAUACUCACCGCACCUGGACACGGAUUUUGGACAUCCAAACUACCUGGGUUCAGAUUACCCACAAGCCCUCACUCCCACUUCACCAAGCCGCUUUUCUCCUGUGCUGCAUGGCAUGCUGGGAGAUGACGACUUACCCAGGGACCCGAGGCGUGUUGUGAUCCACAGAGGAUCAACGGGUUUGGGCUUUAAUAUAGUUGGAGGGGAGGAUGGUGAGGGAAUCUUCAUCUCUUUCAUCCUGGCAGGAGGCCCUGCGGAUCUGAGCGGAGAACUCCGCAAGGGAGAUCAGAUCCUGAGUGUGAAUGGUGUGGAUCUGCGAGCAGCUACGCAUGAACAAGCAGCGGCUGCUUUAAAGAAUGCUGGACAAACUGUCACCAUAAUCGCCCAGUACAGACCAGAAGAGUACAGUCGAUUUGAGGCAAAGAUUCAUGAUCUGAGAGAGCAGUUGAUGAACAGCAGUAUGGGCUCUGGAACCACAACAUUACGCAGUAACCCAAAAAGAGGAUUCUAUAUCAGGGCUCUGUUUGACUAUGAUAAGACAGCAGACUGUGGUUUCUUGAGUCAGGCCGUGGGCUUCAGGUUUGGAGAUGUGCUGCAUGUUCUGGACUGUGGAGAUGAAGAAUGGUGGCAGGCCUGCAGAGUCAGCCCACAGGGCGAUGAGGAGGAGGUCGGCUUCAUCCCAAGCAAGAGGAGGGUUGAGAGAAAAGAGUGGUCGAGGUUGAAGUCAAAAGAAAGGGAACGAAGUCGAGACAGUACAGGCUCCCUGGGAAGGGAAGAUACAGUACGCAGUUAUGAGACAGUUGCACAAGUGGAAGUGCACUAUGCCAGGCCGAUCAUUAUUCUGGGUCCAGUGAAGGACAGAGUGAAUGAUGACCUUCUCUCUGAGUUUCCAGAUAAGUUCGGCUCUUGUGUGCCUCAUACGACACGACCCAAGCGGGAGUAUGAGGUGGAUGGGCGGGACUAUCACUUUGUGUCAUCUCGGGAACAGAUGGAGAAAGACAUUCAGAACCAUCGAUUCAUUGAAGCGGGCCAGUACAACAGCCACCUGUAUGGAACCAGUGUUCAGAGUGUCCGAGAGGUGGCUGAACAGCAGGGUAAGCACUGUAUUCUGGAUGUGUCUGCAAACGCUGUUCGUAGGCUACAGGCUGCACAGCUCCACCCAAUUGCCAUCUUCGUACGGCCCAAAUCACUGGAGAACGUCCUAGAGGUAAACACACGACUAACCGAGGAACAGGCCAGGAAAGGCAUGGACCGUGCUAUUAAACUGGAGCAAGAUUUUCUGGAGUGCUUCUCUGCGAUCGUGGAGGGUGACAGUUUUGAGGAGGUUUAUCACAAAGUGAAAACAGUGAUUGAGGAGCAGUCAGGGCCUUAUAUCUGGAUUCCCACCAGGGAGCGUCUGUGAGAGCCAACCCAGAGCCGAACCACCUCGCCCAGUCACCAUUUGGCCUACCUGCCCUGGACUGUGGAGCUCCGAUUUAAUGAGCUCAUGAAAAUAGACAGAGAGAGAGAGGGAGAGAUUAAAAAAGAGGAAGAAAUCAAGGAGGCAACAGGAAAUGAUGGCAUGGAACAGCACAGGAGCUACAUCUGCCUCCAGUUUCCUCGUCCAGCUUUGUAACUUCCUGAUUCUGCUUUUCACUUCCUUUCUCUGUCUUUUCUGAGUCCUUCUCCUUUUCUCUCACAAUAAUGUCCUCUUCCACAGGACUGGUGAGCUGUUUUACGAACAGGGAUGCUACAAAGAAAUUUUGUGUAUUGUCAGAUUCCCUCUCUCUCUACGAAUGAGACAAAAUCGAGAGAGACAAGUGACAAACUUGGCUUUUACUGGAAUGAGACAUUCAAGAGCAAUUCCUAAAUAAAUGAGCUCGUUUUACAAUCCUAAUGGUGAAUUGAACUGAAUAAUGAAAGUAUAUUUAUCAGUACCAAUAAUGCUCUGAAAAUCUUCAAUAUCAAAGAUAUUACAACUCAGAGACUGACAUUCACUCUGUCACCCAGUUAUCAACAUCAAAGGCGUUUGAUUUAUUUUUAUUCAUUUGAUGCAGAGAAGAGAAGAGCUUAAUUUGUGGUUCUUGAAAUCUAGGAAGUACCGAGAAGUCCUUCGAAUGUUCCCCUUAAAGCUGAAGUGUGUGAUUUUUGGAAUUUGUAAGUUGAUUUCCCCCCAAAAGUGUAAAACUCUUUUUCGCUCUGUUUGAUUGAGUAUCUCGGCCAGCCCAUCUCAGCAACAUUGGUUCAACCGUUGAUUUGGGUUUGAAGGGGGACUGUCUGUUUGGUCAACCAAUGGCAGAUAUGGGUAGUUUUCAGGAGAACUGUUUGAAUUAUUAUUUGUGCAGUUUCAGUGGUGCAGAAAUUACACACUUCACCUUUAAAUUAUUUAAUCACAGUGAAUGAAAAAAUGGAAGGGUUUGGAUGACAGCAGGAAAAUGCAGACUGAGAAUUUCAUUCUGUACAUCCACACGUUUGAUAUUUAGAGUUAUGUUUUCUUUAAUUUUCUUGCGCUGACAUAUAAACAUGCACAUUUAGACAUGUGCAAAUGUGUUUUUUUGCCAUCUUUCAUCUGGGUCUUUUUGCAAUAGCCCUACUGAUGUUUUCGUUUGAAAUGAAAUCCAUUCGCUCUGUUGGAUUAGUUUCCUGAGUGUGCCGCUCUCAAACAUAAUGAAUCCAGGCUGCUCUUUAAUGUGCAAUAUCAGGCUCUUCGGCAUGUGUUCUUCCAUUAUCUGCUCAUAAUGUAACCAGUUUUUGCCAUGCUUAUAUCAUGAAGUCAUUGGUAAAUUAUCAAAAAGCUUCAAACAUAAAACUUUUGGUCAUUUUAAAUACCUAUUGUUGGAUUUCAGUUCAGAUUCACAUUUGUGCUGAUAUUGGCUAAGAUCACAGUGUAAGCGAAGUGCCCAGUUCUGAGGCUGAGUUCAGAAUGGCAAACUACUCAUACUACUCUUACUACUUCUGCCAUAUCAGUCUAUGGCAGAAAUAGUAAGAGUAGUAUGAUAGUAUGCCAUUACGAACUUGGCCUCAUUUUCUGCUCAAAUCUGAAAAUUUUGAAUUGGGCAUAAUGGGCAGUACCCUGGCAUUGAUAUUUAUUAUUUUAAUUCAUAUAUUUAUUGUAAUGUAUUACAAUAAUUAGGGGAUGCCUAUUGUUGCAUAUUUAAGCGGCAGAACGUCUAUAUGGAAGGCAUCUAUAUAGUAAUGAGGUAUAGCACCCCACUGUCGCGUAGGGUUGCCAACUGUCCCCUAUUUUGGCCAAAAUGAAGACAUCCCGUAUGGGACAUGGUUGGAUGGCGCAUUGAAGGCAUCUGUAUAGUAAUAAGGUAUAACACCCCACUUUGGCGUCGGGUUGGCAACUACCCUGUAUUAGCCGGGACAUUUCGUAUUUUGGCUAAAGUGAAGAUGUACCAUAGAGGACACCUAUUGUCCCAUAUUUAAGGGGAGACACGCUGAAGACGAUCAUAAGGUGAAACGUCCCAUAUUGAACACAUCUGUAUAGUAAUAAGGUAUAACACCCUGCUGUCACGUAGGGUUGCCAACUGUCCCGUGUUUUGCCCAAAAAGAACAGGACGCCUAUUGUCCCUUAUUAAAAGUCUUGACAUGGUCAGAUGGCAAGAUGUCCUGUAUUGAAGGCAUAUGUGUAGUAAUGAGGUAUAACAUCCCACCGUCUCGUAAGGUUGCUAAAUGUGCAUUAUAUGAAGAAAUCUCAUAUUUAAGUGGUGAAACACUCGACACGGUAAGGUGGCGAAACGUCCUGUAUUGAAGGCAUCUUUAUAGUCAUAAGGUUUAACACCCCACUUCGUGUAGUGUUGUCAACUGUCCCAUAUUAGCCAGGAUGUUUUUUGGCUGAAGUUAAGAUGUCCCGUGUAAAACAAUUGUCGUGAAAUGCUUAAGAUGGUCAGACGGUGUAUUGUAAAGAGGUAUAACACCCUGCCGUCACGUAGGGUUUCCAACUUUCCCAUGUUUGGGACAUCCUGUAUUUUGGACUAAAUGAAGACAUCCCAUCCCAUACUUAAAUGGCAAAAUACUAAAGGCUGUCUGGCCGCAAAACAUUCAGUAUUAAAGGCAUCUGUUAAACAAUUACUGUUGGUAUAACACCGUCAUGUAGGGUCGCUAACUGUCCAAUAUUUUCUGUAUGGGAUGCCUAUUGUUAGAUUUGGGCCACAUUCAUCUGCGUUGUGAUCAUAGCCAUAAUUACCAUUCAUUCAGCACAUCAGUAAACUCUCCACACACAUUUACAUAUGUACACACAAACAUACUAUCAGGAAAAUACCUUGUUUUACAAAGGUUUUAUGCUGUAUAUCAGAUUAUAAUUGACUAUUGUAAUGGAAUUAUUGAUACAUCUCAAAAUCCAAUAAGUAAACAUCAGUGACAUUGUACGAGUUAAUUGGCAUUUCGAUUACUUGUGAAGAGGAGCUGGUCUUUUAUUGGAAUAUGAUUGUGAGUCCAUUGUGUUUAAUUAAAUUAAUAAAUGGCUAUACAGCUAGAGAGUUUAUCUUAGCUAGCAGUUUGCCUGCCUCCAACUAAUUAUACUUCUAAAAGCUCGACACUCACUUGGAAAACAAUUUUUGUGAGGCUUCACGUACAAUGGCCCAAAAACUUUUGGAUGCAUACAGUGAGUCGCUUAAAAUGAAUAAAUAUCUUUGCACUGGAUAACAAAAUACCAAAGCAAGUGGCACUGGAAAACAAAUUAAGCUAGAGCUUAUUUCAGAACUAACUUUAUUUUCUGAGUCAUUUUUCAAUGACUUGUGGCGAACUGGUGUCAAGGUGAAUAAAUGGAUGUAUGAAAGUGUAAUUUAUCACAUUUACUAUGUUAAUGUUUGAUAAUCAUAAAGUUCCAAAAUAAUUUUUAUCUUCAUUUUAAACAGUAUAUCUAUUGCUUAAUAAUUUAAAACAUAUCAAACAUCUUACUGUAAAAUGUUUUGCUUGAAAUGUGUGCUUGUGCUUAUAUUUAUUUAAAAUAAAUGCCACUUGGUUUGGUAUUUUGUUAUAUAAUGCAAAGAAAUUUUUUAAGUGUGGCUAAAGUGUACAAAUAUUUUUUGGGGCCACUGUAGCUCCCACUUCCACAUUGGCCGACAUGAGAAUGGCAGAAUGAUUUUAUUUUUUUAUUUUUUUUAUUUUUAUUUUUUUUUGGCCCUUUUUGUGCUGAGACAGUGAUGCUGUAAAAAUCAAUACAGUGCUUUCAACUCAGAAGGUGUCAUACUCUAAGGUCUAAUGCAAGGACGAACAUCACAGUCUGGCGGUUUGGUUCCGACUGAUGCAUUUGAUUAAUUUGAUGAUUAAUUGAUGUAAAUCUGUGCCAUGAACUGUGAUAAUUUAAACAGAAUGUUACUGAGGCUAUUCCAAUCCAUAUGAUAUGAAAGCUGAUAGAAUUUUUAUGUGUGUCAGGCCGUAAAAAGACUAAUAAGGAGGAGUGAAACAUUUGCACUUAUUAAAAGAAAAGAUGAUUUAUAGCAACUGACAUGAUUUCUGGCAAACAAAGAAAAUGGAGAAAGAAUGAGAGAGGCCAAACUGGUGGCUUUUUUACUUUCACUUCAUUUCUUUUGACUUUUUUGCAUUGGAAUUUCAAUAUUUGAGUGUGUUUGGAGUGUAGUGACAGUUUUUUCUUUUAGGUUUUAUUUUAAAUUAUGGAUUUUAUAUACUUGUUUUCCUCAAAGGGGUUGUUUGUUUGUUUAUUCAAUUAUUUAAUAUUUUGUUUACAUCUGGGUUUCAUGUGAAGACUGAAGCGCUUUUUGCUGUGGUUUCCUAAGUGGGGCUGCACACAAUCAAAUAUGACCAACUGAAAAUUGACAUUUACUGUGAAUUUUUUUUUUUUUUUUUUUAAA
Myxocyprinus asiaticus (Chinese sucker) is the source of this 6860-nucleotide messenger RNA. RefSeq names its product disks large homolog 4 (gene dlg4a). Gene Ontology annotation, biological process: AMPA glutamate receptor clustering; chemical synaptic transmission; postsynaptic neurotransmitter receptor diffusion trapping. The transcript is spliced from 22 exons. The coding region runs from base 47 to 2464 and encodes 805 amino acids. Lineage: Eukaryota; Metazoa; Chordata; Actinopteri; Cypriniformes; Catostomidae. Gene Ontology annotation, molecular function: kinase binding. The record is from RefSeq and is a predicted model, not a curated record. Gene Ontology annotation, cellular component: neuron projection; neuromuscular junction; postsynaptic density membrane.